Molecule: messenger RNA, 1245 nt
Organism: Cordyceps militaris CM01
Lineage: Eukaryota; Fungi; Ascomycota; Sordariomycetes; Hypocreales; Cordycipitaceae
Exons: 1
Coding region: 1-1245 (414 amino acids)
Source: RefSeq, a predicted model, not a curated record
AUGUCUUCCCCCCAAGUUGUUAAUAAUGACAGACACAAUCCCGAAAUCAUAUAUUAUCUGUUAGAGUGCCAAUCCAUAUCCCGUCUCGAAUACUCUUACAAUGCUCUUGAUCACUUGCUCAGCCGCGAAGUGCCUCCCAAUCAGCAAAUGCUUCACCGUGCACCAUCGAAACCAUAUCGCACGUUGAGGAGGAUGCGCGGCCGCCUCUUCAAACAAACGGAAGAAUCCGUCGUUGUUCAGCCCAACGAGACCAAGCCUAGCCCUCCACUCGUUGACGGCGACGACGACGACGGUUCGGCGAGCGAGGAGUCCACUGCCGACGCGGCCUCCAGCUACAUCGAUCUGGAGCGGCGCCUCCGCUCCAGAAGCUCCCUGGAUCUGACGGCCGACACAGACGCCAUCCUGGAGAGGGACUACUUUCACAAUGUUCGCCCCAUCUACGACGCCAGCGAGAUUGUCCGGCGCAUGACCACGCGGGACGGCGGAGAGCAGUACUUUAGUCCGCGGUUUGACCCGUACCGGGAGAACUGGCGACGGCUAGGCGCCGAGGGCACCAUGGCGGGCCCGUUUCAAGUUCGCUGCCCGGGCCCGGUCGUGCCCGGCCCGCAGGGACCGGCGAGCGUCAGUAUCGCCCACGUGUACCUGGAGGGCUGGUCGGGGACGCCCUCGGAAGACGAGCGCAAAUCGUCCGAGUGGGAGCGCGCGAUAGCCCUCGCCGCGGGCCGCCAUCUGCAAGCCUCACUGCACCCCAAAGACGGGGAGCCCGCCCCGGACCUGCACCAGAUGCUGACGGUGCUGGGCUUCCCCAGCACCGCGACGUUUGACCUCUUCAUCCGCCGGCCGGCCAUCAAGGCGGCCUUUAGCGAGCUGUGGCACGCGUGCCUGCGGCACCUGCCCGACGGUGACGGCGGCGUGCUCCCGGCGACCCGGUGCGGGCGGCGGCCCGUCGCCCUGCGCGUCCUGUACUCGCGUAGCUAUGGCGGCCGCUGCGAGUACAACGCCCUGCUCCCGGACAAGGCCGGCUGGGGCUUGGCCUGCCACCUCGCGCGCUUCUGCCUCGCCGUGGAAAAGGUCUGCGACGCGAGCAUGCUGCCCCCGAUGCGCGGACAGAUCCCGCUGCUGCCGGGCAAGGUGUCGAGCGCGGUGGUGGCGUGGGGUGGGAUCGAGCUGGCGAGGACGCUGAGGUGUUUUCAGACGGGAUUUCCAGGCAGGGCGCCCUUGAUCGCUGAUACUCCGUCUGUGUGA